This is a messenger RNA of Thamnophis sirtalis, 2073 nucleotides long. Lineage: Eukaryota; Metazoa; Chordata; Lepidosauria; Squamata; Natricidae. The record is from RefSeq and is a predicted model, not a curated record.
GUGUAGCCGAACAGUUUGCCAUCGCCGAGGCCAAACUCAGAGCUUGGUCAUCGGUGGAGGGGGAUGAUUCCAACGACGAGUCUUACGACGAAGAUUUCCCCACUUCCGGUGAAACUGCCCAGGCAGCUGACGCGGUAGGGCAGCUCCCCACCAACACCCUCUUGAAAGGUUUCCUGCACAGCAGCCGUCUGUGCCAUCUGAGUUCCCGACAAGGUUCGUGCGAUCCGGAAAGCGACUCCUCUCAGUCCACCGUCUCCCCGGAGACCUUGUGCUCCAGUCUCUGCAGCCUUGACGACAGCUUCCUUCUCAAGGAGUUGGGCUCCCCUUCCGAACUUGCCGCCAAACUGCUAGGCUCCGUGUCCGGCGGGGAGGACAUGCUGAUCUCCAAGUUGCCCACACAGACUGCCGGAGAAUGUGCCUUCCGGAGCCUGGCACAACUGGAGUGCCAGGACUCUAUGUACUCCAUGUCCUUCACCGAGUCCUGCCUCUCGCCCACGGAGGAGGAGGGCCUUCCAUGCAAGGACUACAAAGUCCAUGGGGACAGUUGCCAGGUCCGGAGAAAAGUCUCCGACGUGGCCUCCUCCGGCGUGGUGUCACUUGACGACAACGAAGACGACGAGGUCGAAGAAGAGCCAGAGGUGGAGCCAGAGGUGGAGGAGGAGGAUGCCGAAGAGCCGUGAACCCCCUUCCGUUCCGUGGCAUGCUUCACCUGCCAUUUUGCCCCGCUCCGUGGCACCUUUUCGUCCACCCAGCUCCACGGCCCAUCAGUUGUCUCAGCGGGAUGGUUCCUCCCCCCACCUUUGGAUGAAGGAAGGCAGCAUGGGCAGGAGUGGCGGCUUCGAAAGCUCCCCUCCCAGGCCUUCCUGAGCUCCACCGUGCCAUCCGAUUGCCACCACAAAAGCCUCCGGAGCUGCUUAGUGGCUUCGUGGGUUCUGCCUGCUGCAUUUUCUCUCUCUUUCUCUCGUGGCCUGUUUUGUUUCCUUUGCAUGGGAAUGUCUUUGGGGGCAGGGCGAGGACGCCGAGCAAACUAUCGGAAGAAGGGCAGUGCUGGUGGGAGUCAUCACAACUCGGGGGGCGGGGGGACGACGACUUUGGGCAACAUCGGGCCUAAACCCAAUCGUGGUGCCCCGGGAACCAGAGUUGCCCUCGUUCGCUGCUCCAGGUGGCAUGGCUAACGCUCUUUCAAGCCGAAAAUCAUUUCGAACUCGACGGACUUUCGAGAUCACCUGUAUGCCCCCUUUCCCAUCCUGCCUCCUGUGGUUUGUGGCAAAGAGCUGAAACAGGACAUGAAAUGCAACAAGGAUGUGCGAUUUGUUAUGCUUUUUUAUAAAAAAAUGAAGAGAAAAAAAAAACAAGAAAAAAAUAAUAUCCACGCCCCCCCCCUCCCGGCCCGAGGGGCCAUCCUUGGCUUUAUUGUCUCAGAUUUUAUACCGUGGACUCAUUGGAAGAAAGUGGGGGGAGUAGAAUAGGGGGUGAGGGGGUGCCUGGUGUGUGCUAAUAUGCUCCAUUCCCCCUCCCCUCCCCAUCCCUUCGGAAAAGAAUCAGCGAGUAUGAGUGAAUCUUGGUCCCAGAUCUUUUCUAUAGUUUUGUACGUGUGUCUCCAUGUUCUGUCUUUCCGGGGUUCGGUGCCUCUACAUGGAUGGCUUUCCUUAGGGUGCCCUGUCCCCGGCUCUGCUCUCCCACCUUGGCCCACCCAGGUUGGGGAUUUUACGAUCUUUAUCCUGCUCCCCUUUGCCUUGAGGCAGGGGCCAGCAACUUGUGGCUCUGGAGCCGCAUGUGGCUCUUUCAUCCCUCUGCUGCGGCUCCCUGUCGCUCAAAAUACCGUGUCACAACCGCCAAUGUGCGACACUCGCCAGCACGCGAUGGAUUGAGCUUUCCGAUGCCCAGUAGGCCAAUCAUGGAUAAAAUCCAAGAAAAGAAAAAUUUCAGAAGAAAACAGAAGGUUGAAUUCAAAUAUAUUAGUUUUGUGGGCGCUCAGGAAAUAGUGGGAACAGUUUUGUGGCUCCUGGUGUUUCCUUUUUUUUGUGGGGAAAAAGGUCCAAAUGGCUCUUUGAGUGUUAAAUGUUGCCAACC